UGGAAUCUAACCCGAACAUAAAAUAUUUCAGUUUAAACAAACGGAGGAUUAGUAAUAAUGCAAAUAUUCACCAACCAUUUCGAAUCGGCAGAAAAUAAUACGUAGUAAGGUAGGUCAUUUAAGUAACGAAACUUAUUGUAUAUCUACUAUUUAAAUAUUUUUAUCAAUAUUUUACGACUCCAAUUGAUUAACAGAUAUAUCUGACAAUGAAAACUAUUGGAAAUGAAAGCAUAAUUUUUUUAUAUAGUUUGGUAGAUACUUCGUAAAUUUUAUAAAGCUUUCAAGUAGCCAGUUGUAAACAUCGACAAAAUUCUAAGAUAAUUCACAGCAAUAAUCUGAUAAGAAAUACUAAAGGGAUUUCUAGCAUGCAGCUCUCACCAUUUGCUCAGUUUCCUUAAUAUACGGGGGCUAUAAAUUGUUUACUAAAAGCAAGUCAAGCAUACGUCUAGCCUUGAUAUUCAUAUUUAUAAAAUUUUUGAAUACGAAUACGUAUUCGAUUAAAAUUGUAUUGUAUAAAGGUACAAGGUGUGCAUUAUUGAAUUGUGCUGUACCUACUAAGGAACAAUGUUGCGAUAUAGUUUUAUAGUGUUUACGUUAAUCGUAAGUUAUCUAAAAAAAUAAAAAGUUAUAGGUAUCUAUUUUUAUAACAUAAAAUUUUCCAUAAUACUUUUUUGUAAUAUUUUUUUUUUAUUACUGUGUUUAUCACCUUGUUUCAAAAUGGACCUAUUUUUAAAAUACCUAAUGUCUUUAUUACAGGGUUUGUACCAAAACACGAGAGCAAAACAAUGCACAUCUCCGGGGAAGUAUUCACAUGACGAAACGGGCAAUUGCCGCGGAUACGCUCUUUGUCUCAUGGCAGGACUCAACAGCUUCACUCAAUACAACAUUAUUUGCCCCCAAGGAUUUAUUUACAACCACAUUCAUCAGCAGUGCACAAACGAAACAAGUUACCAAUGUGUACACAACUAUAACUGUUCUAAAUCAGGACUAUUCCCAAGUUCUACCAACGAAAACUGUACGUCGUACAUAGCUUGCGUCGAAGGCUUAGACGACACUAUUACCGCGAGGUCUAUAGACUGUCCUUCCGGCUACAUUUUUGAUUCUAUAGUGAGUUUUUGUGUCAAAUUAAAUGAAACUUCAUAUAAAUGUCCGAUAACACAAUCAUUAGAACCAGGUGAUGACAUCUCAGUGCAUUUGUUGGAGUCUACGAAUAAUAGUGGCGAAUUUCUAAUGCCUCGUUUAGUUUUAAUAUCAUUAUGUCUUACAUGGUUUAUAUCAAGAUUUUUUGUAAGUAGUAAUUUAGUUUUAGAUGUUCCAUAUUUUGAAUAAACUAUUUAUUUUUUUACCUUUACUGUCUAUAUCCUUUGAUAUGAUAAUCAAAGCCUUUUUUAUG
Messenger RNA from Diatraea saccharalis (sugarcane borer), 1393 nucleotides. The record is from the annotation of a GenBank genome assembly. Lineage: Eukaryota; Metazoa; Arthropoda; Insecta; Lepidoptera; Crambidae.